This is a messenger RNA of Condylostylus longicornis, 4775 nucleotides long. RefSeq lists its product as uncharacterized. Bases 826 to 3606 code for a protein of 926 amino acids. The record is from RefSeq and is a predicted model, not a curated record. Gene Ontology annotation, molecular function: protein binding. Lineage: Eukaryota; Metazoa; Arthropoda; Insecta; Diptera; Dolichopodidae. The transcript is spliced from 2 exons.
CAGCAUAAGCAAAUCCUCAAAUAAUCAGUUUAAAUAUUUUUUUGCUAACUUGGAAGCAUUCGUACGUGAAAAUAAAAGGAAAGAUAAUUCAAAUUUUUAUUUAUUAUGUUACAAUUUAUAAAUGCAGUGUAAUGUUUUGAAUAGCAGAUAAUUUUAAAGAAAAGUAAAACGAAAUUAUUUCUCUUAAAAAAUCACGAAAUACAGCAAAAACUUUUGAGUCAAAACAAAAAAUAAUAUAGAAGAAGAAGAAGAAAAUAAGCAACUAGCAAGGCGCACAAACUAAAUAUAUCCUGCCCUGAAUAAAGACAAAAGAAGGAAAAAAAAAAUAAAAGGAAAAAAAGCAUAAUUCUAAAACGUCAGGAGGAUAAAAUAUACCAAAAAAGUAUGACACAUAAGAAAAUACCUCAAAAUGUAUCAAUUAGAGGCGGGCAAUAAAAAUAUUUUGUGGAUGAAAGUGCAUAAGCAAAUAUCAAUAAAUUAGUUAUAUUUAAUUUAUGCAGUUAAAAAUACCGAAAUUGAUGCCUCUAUAAACGGAAUAUCACAAGUUAAAUACUAUCAGUUAGAUUAAAACCCAUAAACAUAAUUUUUUAUAUCGUGAGAAAUAUUUUAUAUCAAACAAAAAAAAACAAAUUUUCUACCAACCACAAUUUAGCUAUUUAUUUUUUAAUAAAUUGUAAGCGUUAUGGCAAUUAGAAACUUUAAAUUUUAUUUUUAUUAUUGAAUAUCAAUGAGUUUAAUUUUGUGUUUUUUUCAUAACACGUAUUAAUACAACGGAUCAAAAAUCAAAAAAAUUAUACUAACAUCAAUUAAAAAUAUUAAGUCAAAAUGUUGAUGUGCAACUAUAUAAAGUUAAAAAUACAUUUGACAAAAAAUACUGUUUUCUUCUUAUUUUUAUUAAAAUCUUUAGCAUUAAUUGAAGGUGGAUCUGAUUGGCUACAGGAUUGUGAGCCAUGUCAUUGUCAUUGGAAUUCUGGUAAAAAGACAGCUGAUUGCAAAAAUCGAACAUUCAGUAAGAUACCGACAAUUUUCAAUGGUGAGCUUCAAGUUAUUGAUUUAUCACUCAAUCAAAUACCAGAAAUAAGAAGAGAAGAAUUUUUCGAUGCAAGCUUGCAAAAUUUACACAAAAUAUAUAUGAAAAAUUGCACUCUACAAGAAAUAAGUCGAGAUUCAUUUAAAGGCUUGGCAGUCCUUUUCGAACUAGAUUUAUCAAACAAUUAUAUUAGAGCAUUGCCAGUUGGAACAUUUGCAAGUUUACAAAGAUUACGUAAUUUGAUUAUGAAUAAUAAUGAAAUUGAAGUAUUGGAAAAUAGAUUAUUCGAUAACAUGAAAUAUUUAAUACGUGUUGAAUUCAAACAUAAUCGAAUCAAAAAAAUCGAAAUGAAUGUUUUUAUAAAUGUUGAAAGUCUACAACUAAUUUAUUUGGAAUCAAAUCGUUUAUCAUUUUUACGGAAAGAAACAUUCGAAAACAUAACAAAAUUAGUAGAUUUAACAUUGGCAUAUAAUCCAUGGAAUUGUACAUGUGAAUUGCAACCGUUUCGUGACUUUUCAAUUGCACGAAAUUUGUAUACUCCUCCCACAGAUUGCUACGAGCCAACUCAUUUAAAAGGUAAAUUAUGGACUGAAGUACCAACAGAGCAUUUUGCUUGCAAACCUAAAAUAAUUCAACCGAGAACACAAUCUUAUAUUGAAGCAACUGAGGAAAAUGUUACUAUAGUGUGCCGAAUACGUGGCAUACCAAAACCAGAUGUCUUUUGGUUAUUUAAUAAAAGACCAUUAAAUACGAAUGAACAAAGAAUACAAAUUCGAAGUGCAUUAGAAACAUUUAAAAAAGAUUACGAUCAUGUUUUAGUAUCUGAACUUACAAUUAUUGGCUUAAAAUCGAGUGAUCGUGGUACAUACACUUGUAUGACUGAAAAUCGUGGUGGAAAAGAUGAAGUUGAUAUAAUAUUAGCUCUUAAUGUUGAUAAAUUAAUUGCUGGAGUACCAAAUACAGAUAGCACAUCAAAUUUAUUGUUAAUAAUUUGCUUAGUCGCAAUAACACUACUUUUAUUAUUAAUUGUUAUCGUGUUAGUAUUAUGUUGGUAUUGCCGUAAAGUACGACACUACUCAAAAGAAGCAACAAUGAGUGAAAACGGAUUAAUAACAUCCAAAUUCGAAAAACCACAAAAUGGUUCUGUUCUGGAAGGUUCAGUUAUCAUGGAAUUGCAAAAAAGUUUGUUAACUGAAGUAAAUCCAGUUGAAAAGCCGCCUAGAAGAACUGAACUGGAAAACAUUGAUGGCGAUGAUAUACAUGAAAUCGAAAAAACUCUUCUUUAUGAAACUCCUUUUGCAAGUCACGAUGAAGAAACAAAUUCAGUUACUUUAUCAGAUACAACACCACGCUCCCGUGCUACAUAUGUUGAUGACGGCUGUGGCGCAAAUUUACCGCCUGAUUUAUUAUCAUUUUCAGCCCAACGUGUUCCACAAUCACCAUCCUUACAAAGCUCUAUAUCAAAUAUUCCUACUGAUAACCGCCCAACUUACAGGAAAUCUCCAUUAUCCAGUCCAGUUUAUCAACAUGUUCUACCAAGUUGUUCCUUACCAUCGACAUCAUCAUCUUUACCUGCUAGUAAUGGAAUAUACGGAACAGCUCAAACACAGUUUCGCACAUUACAAUAUCCUAAAAAUCGAAAUUUCACAAUUGUAACUGCUAACACCUCUAAUACUAAUCGCAAUAACGAGUCGCCAUUUAUCCCUGCUCCAGUUGUUUAUCCACCUAUCAUAAUGAAACAAGGCUAUAUGACAAUACCACGUAAACCUCGUGUACCAAGUUGGACACCAUCCGUCACUUCACCGUUAUCAGAAUUUCAACCUGCAUCAAUCACGCAAAAUCCAAGUAUAGCUGGAACAGAUAUGUCAGAAGCAUCAUUGACUGAACCAGUUUAUGAUAAUUUAGGGUUACGUACCACAGCUGGUGGUAAUUCAAUGCUUAGUUUACAUAAAAUUGGUACUACAAACGCUAAUAGCAAUAAAGUUAUGUCACCACGGUACACAAUGAAAGAUCGACCAUUACCGGCAACACCAAAUACAAUUAACAAUGAAUGUGCUAAUACCAACUUUGGCGUAACAAUUAACGUCGUUAGUAAUAGUAAUAGUGGCCUUAAAUUCAAUAAAGCCGAUACUAGUAAUAAUGGUGCCGUUAAUCAUAAUUUUAACAAAAGUAUAAGUAAUAAUAACAAUAAUAGCAAUAGUAAUAAUAACAACAACAAUAGCAAUAGUAAUAAUAAUAAUAAAAAUAAUAAUAACAAUAAUAACAAUUCUCUGCUUAAUAACAGCAGUAACUUUGUCCCACAAUCUACUUCCAAAUUAUAUGAACCAAUACAUGAACUCUCAAAUUUAACAAAUACAUCUGAUACAGAACCAUUAUAUGGCACAGCCAAAAGUAAUAGUGGAUUAACAAUAGUGCCAUCAAUCAACAAUGGGUACCAAAAUGCAACAAAAUCGGCCAAAAUUCCACCACGACCACCGCCAAAACCCAAAAAGAAAAUUGCAGUUACAUCAACAGGACAUGGUGGCAGCACAAGUCAACUUUUUCAAGAUGAAGAUGAAGAUGGCACAGAGGUCUAGUCUUUAUUGUUUUCCAUUAAAUCAUAUGGAAAACGCACUAAAAAAACAAGGACAAAAUUUAAAAACUCGAAGUUGAAAAACGAAACCCCACAUAUUAUUGUCGCAAAAAACGCAAUAAAUUUUACUGAUUUCGGCCUUCUUAUUUAAAAAUGUGUAUAUAAGUAUGUAUUAUGCACAUGAAUAAUUUUUUAUGCGUAUAUGAAUCAGUAUAUCGUAAGCUGAUGCAUGAGUAAUUCUUAUAUGUAAGUACUUUAGUAUUAUAUCAUACUUAUUCAGUCAAAGUACACUUUGUAAUCUUUAAAAUUUUAUAUAAUUUACGAAAUACGAAACACACGUUGCAUACAGUAAUCGUACAGAAAGUUAUACCUAUUAAAAAUAUCGGAACACAAAAUGAGAAAUAAUCUAAGAAGUUAUAAAUUUGAAACUACCAUAAAAGUGACAAUUACCUUCAAAUUUUAAGACUAAGAAGUUAAGUAUUAAAAUUAGAUACAUAUACAUAUGUGUAUAAUUCCGCAUUAGGAGGAAUAUUUUUAUUCUACUUUAAAAAUGUGAAUCGAGUAUCCCGAACUUACUGAAUUAUUUAAAUAUUUGAAAAUAUUUUAACUUUGUAAUCAAUUGCAAAAAUCGAAUCAAUACUUUAAAAAAUCUUUAGGGAAUUUACAUUCGCAAUCAAAAAAUAAUAAAAGUUGAAUUCUAUUUCAUUAGUAUUUAAAAUAAAAAUAAUAAUUUUCAUAAAAGAGUAGAAUGAUUUUCUUUUCUACUUUCUUAUAUUACGACUAUAUACCACGCAGUUUUCGACAAGUACUCGUAAUUGGAAGUUCUUUAUAACUUAUUUUUAGCCUUUAAUUUUUAGUGCCAAUCGACUGAAUAAAGCGAAACUUUAUUACUUUAAUAGAUUUAUUCAAAAAAUAUAAAUGUAUAAUCAAACUUUUAAACUCGAAUUGUAAAUUAACAAAUGCCGAAAAGAAAAUAUCUUUAAAAGUUUUUUAUUAUUACAGAUUUUGUUUUGCAAUAAAGCUGUAAGAGAUAGUAAGAUAAAAAAAUGCAAAAUAAGUAGUAAAAUUUAUACAAAAAUAUAUUGAAUAUUAUAUUAUUAAUAAUUAUAAGGAACUAUUAUUAAACUUAUCCAAAUAUUAUUAAAAUUUUAAUUUUAAGGCUAAUUUUUAAAU